AGGAUGUGUCUUCCUCUUUGUUGUCAUCCUCGCAGUUGUCCAGCCGCUGAGGGACUGAGUGGCUGAAAUGUGGCUUUUGUUUUUGUGGUGAUUUGCGUACCAUCUCCAAGACGAUGCCGGAGCUGAACACUGAGAUCCCUCAAGGCCUCGUGUCCGCUGCUGCGCUUCUGUACGUGAUGCUGAAACGGGAGGCGCGGAGGAAGAAGACAGCAUCCAUGCUGAACACUGAAUAACUCUCCGGCCUGUCAAUGAACAUGCUAUUGAGGUGACUAUUGCUCACAGAAUAAAGAUGUCGCCAUUGGUGCUGGGAGUCGGAGCGUGCUUAGCUGGGUGGAUUGGUCUUUAUGCUUUGCUGUGCUACACAAAUGGCUCUUGUGGCUAUGAAUGGAACUGUCGGCUAGUUACACUAUUCCAUGGCAUCCUUGCAGUCUGUAUAACCGCUUACAUUGGAUACAUAGAUGGACUGUGGCCUUUCACCUACCCAGGUACAAAGAACACCUCUCUGCAGAUCACCGCUAUGGUGGUCAGUCUGAGCUACUUUAUCUUUGACAUGGCCUGGUGUGUGUACUUCCGCACAGAGGGCCUGGUAAUGCUCGCUCACCACACCAUGAGCAUCCUGGGUAUUCUGCUCACUCUGUGGCUGGAGGAGUCGGGCAUCGAGUCUUGCGCCGUGCUGUUUGGCAGCGAGAUCACAAACCCACUCCUCCAGACGCGCUGGUUUUUGAAACACUCUGGCCGCUACGACAGCUUCCUCGGAGACGUGGUGGACGUACUGUUCGUGCUGCUGUUUGUGUUCAUGCGCAUUUUCGUUGGUGGUGCCAUGUUGUACUGUGAGCUAAUCUCUCCAAGACCCAAGUUCAUCAUUAAAUGUGGCGGUGUGGCCAUGUAUGCGCUGUCCUGGGUGUUCAUGGUUGACAUCAGUCGUUUCACACACCGCAAAUCCCAGCUCAAAUACCAGCGCUGGAUGAAUCGCCACAGGAUGGCAGAGGUUAACGGGCAGGACGUGAAGAGAGACUGAAAGAUCUCUGCUCAGCGGUUUGGCCUCUCGUUUCUAACACUGGAGGGAAGAAUGAGAAUCAGAACAAGUGAACCAGCUAAUAAAGAUCUGCAGCUUAUAGAUGUUUACAUCUUUUUUAAAGGAUAUCAGCUAUUAAAGUUUAUUUCUGGUUGGUAAUAUUCAGAUGGGAAAACAUCCAUGCUGUAUCAGAGCCCUUAAACAGUCUUGAUUGUUUUUUAUUAUUUGCCAUUUUGAUUAACUCAAAAUUCUUACAAUCAAAUCUAAUGUAAUAUAUUUGUACUCAUAAGGAAUGCAGUGUAUAAACUCUUAAGUACUUGAAAUAGUUGAUAUUUUUGUAAUUAGGAACACUACUUAUUAUGUUGCUUUUACAUUCUUAAACUUUAAGUAUGUGCAAUAUUCAGAAAUGAUCAUGAAAAACUACUAAAUGUUUCUGGAAGAUUACUGAAUGAUUUGUGUGUGAUUAAUGACUUGAAUGAAAAAGUAAACCAAGAAAUCUUGUCUUUGAAGUGUAACCAUUUUCAGAUUUUGAGACUGAGUGAUGACUUACCGGCUGUUUGCAUCAGUUAUUUAUCUGUUAUGGUGAAUUGACCACACCAGUUGAUAAAUCAAUAAA
This is a messenger RNA of Sinocyclocheilus anshuiensis, 1631 nucleotides long. Its product is annotated as transmembrane protein 136-like. The record is from RefSeq and is a predicted model, not a curated record. The transcript has 3 exons. Bases 290 to 1018 code for a protein of 242 amino acids. Lineage: Eukaryota; Metazoa; Chordata; Actinopteri; Cypriniformes; Cyprinidae. Gene Ontology annotation, cellular component: membrane.